Messenger RNA from Trichosurus vulpecula (common brushtail), 1189 nucleotides. RefSeq names its product chromosome 6 C4orf51 homolog (gene C6H4orf51). The transcript is spliced from 6 exons. NCBI's taxonomy places the organism in Eukaryota, Metazoa, Chordata, Mammalia, Diprotodontia, Phalangeridae. Bases 1 to 570 code for a protein of 189 amino acids. The record is from RefSeq and is a predicted model, not a curated record.
AUGGCAGACUUUUUUUUCUUGGCUCCAGAAAUAGUAUUGCCCUUUAGCCCACUGUCUUCUGAACAGUUCAACAAGAUUAGAUUCGCUGCUGAAAAAUCCUGGAAGAAUGAAACGCAAUGGUCGGAUAGAUGUCCAACAACAUACGGGGCCUAUUACCGGAGGAAAAAACUGGAUGAACCCCCACGUAUCCAACCGUUCUCUGAAACAAGACUAAACAAUCCUCAUCCACACGAAUUGUUUCUAGUAAACAAAAUCCAUUAUCUUCCUGGAUAUUACAACUCUAAAGCACCAGAGCCUGAAAAAAAUAAAGUUUCCUGUCCCGAGAUCACGAGUUUCUUUAAAGAUUCAAUGAAUGUUAAGCAACGAGUGAUGCACCAAGUUGUGACUCCUGAUAUUUGCCUUCCUGCACAUGGGAAAAAUCUUGAUUUCCGAUCAAGGUCGGCAGUGUACAAUAGCACAAAGAGCUCGAAUCCAAGAAGGAGGGCCUUUCCAGGACAAACAGAGGGGAUCAGGAAAUGGUCCUACAGCUCGCAGGGUAGCCAGAGCUCAGCACCGAGAAUCCGGGAUUAACCCCAGACCCGGUGGGCACAAAGAAGGCUGUGUACCAAGAAGAAUGUUGGGUUUAUUAGCUCCACUUUAACUUGAGUCCAAUAUAGGGUAUCUUACUGCAAGGGGGUGUUUCUGGGGAUCUUUUCAAGAGCAAAUGACAUUUUCCCCACUUUGAAGUGACCACACUUCUCUCUAGGACCCAUCUCCACUGACAAUUGGUCUAAACUAAAAGUCACCUUUAGUCCCGGAAGAAAUCUGGAGGGCAAUGGGAGUAUUCAUAAUAAUAACACUUAUGUAUGGAGCAUUUUAAGAUUUUCAAAGCACUUUACAUGAUACCUUCCUCGAUCUUCUUGGAAAUAGAACUUGAGCCUAAAAGCGUAUCAUGUUCUCCUACAACGUUGCUCAUGGAUGCUUAAUUUCUAUUUGGGAAGCUUCCAGUCAUACUUCCUUUGUUAACCUUCAGAAAUCCACGUGCAACCAGUGACCUUGAGGACAGACGUUGUCCCAGUCCUUCUUUCCCUGCCUCCUGCCUCAUCCCGGGAGACUAUUUCUUGCCCUUUGUGGUUUUUGUCCUGACAGAUAACAGCAUAGGAUGAGGACACUGGGUGCAGUGGAAAGAAAAUUGACCUCACAGGAAAAA